Messenger RNA from Marmota flaviventris (yellow-bellied marmot), 516 nucleotides. Its product is annotated as protein tyrosine phosphatase type IVA 1-like. NCBI's taxonomy places the organism in Eukaryota, Metazoa, Chordata, Mammalia, Rodentia, Sciuridae. The record is from RefSeq and is a predicted model, not a curated record. Gene Ontology annotation, biological process: protein dephosphorylation. Gene Ontology annotation, molecular function: protein tyrosine phosphatase activity.
AUGGCUCGAAUGAACCGCCCUGCUCCUGUGGAAGUCACGGACAAGAACGUGAGAUUUCUUAUUACACACAAUCCAACCAAUGCAACCUUCAACAAAUGUAUAGAGGAACUUAAGAAGUAUGGUGUUAGCACAAUAGGAAGAGUAUGUGAAGCAACUUAUGAUACGACUCUUGUGGAGAAAGAAGGCAUCCAUGUUCUUGAUUGGCCUUUUGAUGAUGGUGCACCACCAUCCAACCAAAUUGUCCAUGACUGGUUAAGUCCUAUAGAAAUUAAGUUUCGUGAAGAACCUGGUGGUUGUAUUGCUGUUCAUUGUGUUGCAGGCCUUGGGAGAGCUCCAGUGCUUGUUGCCUUGUCAUUGACUGAAGGCAGAAUGAAAUAUGGAGAUGCAGUACAAUUCAUAAGACAAAGGCGGUGUGUUAAUAGCAAGCAACCUUUGUACUUGGAGAAGUAUCAUCCUAACAUGCAGCUGCGCUUCAAAGACUCCAAUGGUCAUAGAAACAACUGUCGCAUUCAAUAA